Molecule: messenger RNA, 2982 nt
Organism: Oryzias melastigma (Indian medaka)
Lineage: Eukaryota; Metazoa; Chordata; Actinopteri; Beloniformes; Adrianichthyidae
Gene: klf5l
Product: Kruppel-like factor 5 like
Exons: 4
Coding region: 134-1396 (420 amino acids)
Biological process (GO): regulation of transcription by RNA polymerase II
Molecular function (GO): RNA polymerase II cis-regulatory region sequence-specific DNA binding; DNA-binding transcription factor activity, RNA polymerase II-specific
Source: RefSeq, a predicted model, not a curated record
AAAUCUACCUGCGGACUCAGAAGCUACAGGAGGGCUGUGGAUUACGUCAGGUCUCCGCAGUCCCGCUCCUUUCCCGACCAGAAUCCCUUAUGUGCAUUCAUCGACAUCAUUGAUCAGUGAAGUAUUGAUUGCGAUGGCAGCCAGUGUAGGACUACCCAUGAACCCGCCGCACGCGGCGGAGGAGCGCGCGGUCUUCGCGCAGCUGAAGCCCGUCAGGAUGUCGGGAGCGGACGGAGGCGAGGACGCGUCCGUGUUCGAGGACGUCAAGCCCGGGACUCGACUGGAGUUGGACAAAUACCUUCCCCAGGUCAGCAGUCCUCUGGUCCCGCCGACUGAUCCCAAUGACAAGAAGUACCGGCGAGAAAGCGCCUCGGUGGUGGACGAGUAUUUCUCCGAAGAUAAACCAUCGACCCCCUACAGCCUCAACAUCAACCUCAUCCUCCCCAACACCACCCACCUGCGCACGGGCCUCUACCGGCCCAAGACCCUGACGCCGCAGCAGAUCAAGACGGAGCCGGGGCUGGAGGUGCCCUGCUCCCUCCCCACCUCCACUCAGGCGCUCCCGGACUUCACCUCGGUCUUCAGCAUGCCGCCCGUGGUCAACAACGUUUACAUUAAGCCAGAAAUGGGCCCCGGAGGAGCCGUGACUGUGGGCUCACAGCAGAACUUGGACACAGAACUUCACAUCGGGCCGCAGCCUCCGCAGCCGCAGGUCUACCACAUGCCCAUCACCAGCAGCGCCGACCUGACCAUGACCCUGUCGCACAGCACCUCGCCCGCUCAGGACUCCGCCGGCGGAAGGACGAUGCUGAACCUGGGCGGUAACUACAUGAUGGCAGAGCACCAGCUGCAGCAGCACCACGCCUACUACCAGGUCUCUCCCAGCAACGCGCCGCAGCACACGGCGCCCCACAGCCUGCCGCCAUCGCCUCCCAACUCCCAGCCCGGGAGCCCGGACGGCCACGGCGAGCUGCUCAGCUUAGCGUCGCAGCCGCCGCCGCCGUACCAGCAGCGUCUGGGAGGAGCCAAGGUGGCGGGACUCACUCCACACGCACUGCUGAUGACACACGGUCAGGGGGUUCUGACGGGUCCAAAAUACAACCGGCGGAACAACCCCGAGCUGGAGAAGAGGAGGAUCCACUUCUGUGACUACCCAGGUUGCACCAAAGUUUACACAAAGAGCUCUCAUCUCAAAGCACACCAAAGGACGCACACAGGUGAGAAGCCGUACCGCUGCACGUGGGAGAACUGCGACUGGCGCUUCGCCCGGUCAGACGAGCUCACCAGACACUACCGAAAACACACCGGCGCCAAGCCCUUCAAGUGCGUGGCGUGCAGCCGGUGCUUCUCGCGCUCGGACCACCUGGCUCUGCACAUGAAGCGCCACCAGAACUGAAAGGGACGCAGCUUGAACACUUCGACACCGCCUUGAACUGUCAGAACUGGUUGAUGCUAGCAGGCAGCGACUGCUUCCUUCCUCGGAGAUUUGGUUCUGAAAAACUUCUGUGGAUCAGUUUCUUGGGUGAACGUCUCUGGAAGGUCAGACGCCAUUUCUGAGCUUUAGAGUGGCUCCAUCCUGUCUGAACGGAAACGGCCGAUCAUGAUUUAGUUGGUUCUUCUCUUUACCAAGCAGCUCCCACGAAGACAGACCAACUCCUAAAUUGGAUCCUUCUCUACUUUUCUGCUUUUUUUUUUUACCUUCAAAGUUUUUAAAAAGUUUUUAAGGUACAAACUUUAAGCGAAGAGGCUCUGUACAUACUGGUUUUAAGAGUGUUUCUGUGUGUUUAAGGAUGCGAUGAAUGUAUUGAAAGUUAUACUUGACUCUUCUAUUUUUUUACUCAAUAUUAGCCACAAUAAAAGCCCCGCCCCCAUGGGAAAAAUCAACAGAUGCAACCCGACUCCCCAGGUCGAUCGACGGCGAUUUGCCUGUGUUUGUAUCCACAGUGUUGCCAUGGCAACAGAGGUCCUUUGAAAUUUGCUGACUGAAGAAUCAGCAAACAUUCCCUCUAAUCUCUUUUAAUUUUCUUGUACUUUUUUACCUUUUUAGCGGACGUUAGGCGUCCUGAGCGCCUCGUUGUGUAAAUUCUGCACCUGAACGAUUUAAUUUGCCUCAUAGAACCAAAAACAUGCAGCGUAACUAAACAAAAACAGUAUCGGUUUCAAGAUUUAAAAGCCUUAAAAGUCAGUAUCUUUGAAAAUAAAAAAUGUAUCCUUUUUCAAAUGAUUAUAAAUUAGGAAUGAAGACAAUUUUCAAAAGUUAACUCCACAUUUCUGUGAAAUUUACUUUAUAAUUCCUCUAGAAAUGUCUUUAAACUUCUUGCAAACGUCCCGCGUCAUCUGCAGCCGUUCUCCAUUUGGAGUUUAAUCCUCUGAAUAUUAUUACUGAAUUUAAAUCUGUCAAGUUGGACACAAAAAAUGACUUUUUGCAUGAAUUUCAGUUCCUGAUGACUAAAAUUUGCCUGGAGUUCAUGCAACUUUUGAUUCAAAUCUAAGACUUUCUUGCAUUUUAUUUUUUUUUUUUUUUAUUUCUCAUAAAACCAUUUAUUUUAAAUAUCUGUUUGCAUCUUAAAACUCCAGAAUUUUUCCCAUUCUUAGUUGUUUUAGGCAUAAAAAUCCCCAAACUUUUUUACUUUUUGUCCAAACACUUCCUGUUAUUUUCAUCUUUUUACAUUUUUUUUAAGUUUGAUCUUAAAGGAAGCAAGUUCUCCUGUUUCUGAUGGAGGGGGCGCUGGUGAGCGCCGCCGUGUACAGACUGUAGAUUUAACCUAAAACUGUAAAUAUGAUCUGCUGCUUUAAUAUUGUUUUUUCUUUUAUCCUUUUGGGAUUUUAGAUCGGUUUUAUUUGAGAGCUUAAUUUUGUUUUUGAUACCUAAUGUGUGUAAAACAGUUAUCAAAUUGAUAAUGUAAAAAAUGAAUUAAAAAAAUGAACUUUUGUGCAGCAAUGGUGUUGCAAUAAAACAAAUAAAUAUUCACUAAAAAUGUU